AGUGGAGACUGGUCCAUGGCCCGAGGUGAGCCCUUCUGGCAGAACAACUCCAGCUUCUCCCCUCCGCUUUCGCGGAGAUGGGACCUCCGGUUUCGCUCUGAAGGUCGGUCUUUGGGGUCGCAUGGUGAUUCUUCGAAUAGUAAAGAGAGCAGGAACUGGUUGAGAGGUGAAAGAGGGGAAUUUGGACACAGCCACAGGUAUUCCCCGUCCGAUGGUGUUGGUUCCUAUGUCGGCAGCCCCUCGGAUAGUUUUCUUUACCACCAUUUGACUCCGUCCUCGGCCAUAGGUGUUAACCUUGACGAUGAUACUAGAGAGCAAGCAUCUGGUCCUCUAAACUUCUCCCGUUUGCCAGAGGUAACUUCAGGAUUCUCACAAAGCAUAGGUUCCACAUCCUCUCGUUCAGAUGGCAGUGAAUAUGAGAACACACUGAAAGCUCAUGUUCCCUCCCGUCGUAGUUUCUCUAGUCGCUAUUCUUUUAUGUCAAAGCCAGUUCAUCCAGUUCCGUUCACAGACUGCACCGGUGAAGGUGAAGAAGCCACUGGUUCUACCCCAGCUACUUACUCAAAAAGCAGUCCUCCCUCUGAUUUUAAGUCGAUUCAAGCAUUUACUGAGCUCCAUUCCCCCGGGGAGUUUGAGUUUGGUGGCUCCUCCAGGAGAGGAACUGGUCAAUGGAGCAGUGCUAGCAGCAUUGAGCUUGCUGAUGUUUCUGAAACAGUGGAGGCUGAAUGCUCUAGUCUUUCAUAUAGCAACAUUUAUGAAGGAGCCAAGUGUUGCCUUUGUGAGAGGUUCCUCUCACAGAGGUCACCGUGGGGUUCUCGCCGAAUUGUUCGAAAUGGGGACAUGCCUGUUGUUAGUGUACUGUCAUGCUGGCAUGUUUUUCAUGCGGAAUGCUUGGAGCGGACCACAUCGAAAACUCAAAAACACGACCCUCCUUGCCCACUAUGUGAGAAAUCAGAGGAGAAUGUUUGGGAGCAGUGGGCUGCUUGCAGGUUAAAGAAUGGGGUCCCUCGAUUGAAGCCAUUAGGGGAGGAAGGACCCUCCUCGAAAGUUUGGACUUGUGGCCAAGUUGGAGAUUGUGUGGAGAGGGCUUUACAAACACCUAAAAGAGCUAAUAUGCUUUUACUUAAUCGGAAUCGGCUCAAGAGGCAACUAUCACUGAAGGGGAGUUCUGGAAAAGGAUUGGGCCGAGAAUUCGAAGAAAAAGUGGUUUUUUAUUCAUCGAAGGUGCUUGAUGGGACGGAAACUUCGGAGAUCAGGUAA
Molecule: messenger RNA, 1260 nt
Organism: Dioscorea cayenensis subsp. rotundata (Guinea yam)
Lineage: Eukaryota; Viridiplantae; Streptophyta; Magnoliopsida; Dioscoreales; Dioscoreaceae
Exons: 3
Coding region: 16-1260 (414 amino acids)
Source: RefSeq, a predicted model, not a curated record